Messenger RNA from Gavialis gangeticus (Gharial), 8605 nucleotides. It is a transcript of the gene STON2, whose product is annotated as stonin 2. NCBI's taxonomy places the organism in Eukaryota, Metazoa, Chordata, Crocodylia, Gavialidae. The coding region runs from base 101 to 4072 and encodes 1323 amino acids. Gene Ontology annotation, molecular function: clathrin-cargo adaptor activity. Gene Ontology annotation, biological process: regulation of endocytosis; transcription initiation at RNA polymerase II promoter; clathrin-dependent endocytosis. The transcript has 16 exons. Gene Ontology annotation, cellular component: AP-2 adaptor complex; transcription factor TFIIA complex; synaptic vesicle. The record is from RefSeq and is a predicted model, not a curated record.
UUGAGGUGGUAGGAGGUGCUGCUCUCUGUUGAUUGUGCUCCUGAUCCACCCUGGGCUUCUUCUACAACCACUGAGUGAAGAUGAGAAGCCUGUCACGAGCAUGACGUCGCUGACAAGUAUCAUUGCCUCCCACCAGUCUGAGUGGGUAUCCUUCAGUGAUGAGCUCCUCCUUCCUGCAGCUUCACAGGGUAGCAAUGAAGAGCCUCUGGAAAGACAUUUUUCUUCCUCAGACACCUCCUCAGAAGAUAACCAUAAUGUGGAUGGAGAAUUUCAGGACCCCCUGCAGAGCGAGCUGAGUGAUGUAUUGGAGAAACCCCAGGUGGAGGACUCUGCAUCAGCAUCUGUACUUGAGAACCAUGAGUCUCCCAAAUCAGAGCUGCCUUCAUCCAUCAGUUCCUGGGUUCAGUUUGAUGAUGCACCAUGGACCAACACUUUACCAGUUCACACACACAUGGCUUCUCCAUCGAAAGCACCCAGCUGGACAACUCCCUCCUCAGAUUCUUCUGAGAGACGACCUCUUGCUUCUGAGAGCAGCUGGACAACCAACUCGGAGGAUACCAGCAGCCCAAGCAUUGCACCAUCCUAUACAGAUCUGCAGUCAAUAAAUACAGAGGAGGUGACCAGCGGUAGGACUUCUGCAGCAGACUCAGCUGAGUCACCGCUUCCCAGGUUAAGUCCCCUCUCCUAUAAUUCCUCAUCUCUUCAAGAAGAUGAAGAGCUAGAUAUGGAGGCUGUCAACUGGCAGCUGAACAGCACUCCUGUGAAUGGGCAUUCUGUGACCCCAGCCAAAGCUCGUUUCCCCAGCUGGGUGACUUUUGAUGACAAUGAAGUCAGCUGUGCUUCACCACCGAGCCUUUCUCCCUUGAAACUGGAUUCCCCACCAGCAGUAACACAGGCUCCAGAUGUGAACUUUAACGUCACUGCAUCCUUUAAGAAGAGAGAGCGGCCUAAAAGCACCUUGGCAGACCUCUCUAAAAUUCAAAAGCUAGAUCUUUCUUCCGUAAGCAGGCUGCCUUCUGUUGGUGGAACACCGCCCUGGAGUGCUACUAACCCCUUCCUGGAUGAAUCUCUGCAGGAUGUCCAACCGUCACCUAUCAACCCAUUCAGCUCAUUUUUUGAGGAACGAGACAGGCGUUCCCACAGCUCCUCUCUCCCUGCUGUUCUUGGCAAAAGCCAAAGAGACUCCCUUAUUAUCCUUCACCAAGAACCUGACACCAUCAGCUUCAAUGAGUUGAGCAAAAGCAUAACCCACACAGAAGCUGUUGAGCAGCUCAAGCAGCUCCAAAUUGGAGAUCCAGAUCACCUGAGCAGCCCCACUCUACCUGAUGAUGACCCCAUGAUGCCAAGUGAACUGGAUGACAUCUCUUUGAACUUAGCACCAUCUCAGCCCAAAGAUGGCUGGCCAAUGAUGCUUAGGAUACCAGAGAAAAAGAACAUCAUGUCAUCUCGGCAUUGGGGGCCAAUCUUUGUCAAGCUGACUGAGAGUGGUUACCUACAACUUUUUUAUGAGAAGGGACUGGAGAAGCCAUUUCGGGAAUUCAAACUUGAGAUCAAUCAUGAACUUUCAGAGCGCAAGCUCCAGAACUAUGAUGAGAAUGGAAGGAUACACAGCAUGCGGAUAGACCGUACCACCUACAAGGAAAAAAAGAAGUAUCAGCCUAAGCCGUCCAUCACCCAUGCGGCAGAAAGGGAGCAAGUGAUAAAGCUAGGCACUACUAAUUAUGUAGAUUUCCUUAGCUUUAUCUCAGCUGUUCAGGACACAUUGAUGAACCUGCCAGCCUCAUCGAUGGAUCUAAGCAUGGUGGGAUUGAACUACCAAGAGGAAGAAAUCACUGUUGAUGUCAAGGAUGAGUUUCAUGGCAUCUUGGCCAAAGGAGACAAUAGGAUUCUCCAGCACAGUGUGCUAACACAUAUAUAUGUCCUCAGCUUUCUUUCUGGCUUGGCAGAAUGCAGGCUGGGCCUUAAUGAUAUCUUUAUUAAAGGGAAUGAAAUAGUUGCACGACAGGAUAUCAUGCCCACCACUACCAGUAAGUGGAUUAAAUUGUACAACUGCCAGUUCCAUUCAUGUGUGGAUGAGGAACUGUUUAACAGUUCCCGUGCUAUUCUGUUUAAUCCUUUGGAUGCUUGCCGCUUUGAGUUAAUGAGGUUCAGGACAGUAUUUGCUGAGAAGACUUUGCCUUUCACUCUGAGGACGGCAACUAGCAUCAAUGGUGCCGAAGUAGAAGUCCAGAGCUGGCUGAUGAUGUCCACUGGGUUUUCUUCCAACCGUGACCCUCUAACUCAGGUCCCCUGUGAAAAUGUGAUGAUCCGCUACCCAGUGCCAAAUGAAUGGGUAAAAAAUUUCCGCAGAGAAAGUGUCCUGGGGGAGAAAUCUUUGAAAGCCAAGGUGAACAAGGGUGCCAGUUUUGGAUCAACCAGUGUGUCUGGUUCUGAGCCAGUAAUGAGAGUAACUUUGGGAACUGCCAAAUAUGAGCAUGCAUUUAAUUCCAUUGUAUGGAGGAUAAACCGACUGCCUGACAAAAACUCAGCUUCUGGCCAUCCCCACAGCUUUUUCUGCCAUCUAGAGCUUGGUUCUGACCGGGAAGUGCCUUCCAGUUUUGUCCGCUAUGUGGACGUGGAGUUUGACAUGCCCACCACUUCAGCAUCCAAAGCUGCCAUUCGGUCCAUCUCUGUAGAAGACAAGAACAACGUGAGGAAAUGGGUGAACUAUUCAGCACACUACAGUUAUAAGGUGGAAAUUGAACAAAAAAAAAGCUUGGAUACAAAUCUAAAGGGAGAAGAAACUGAAAACUCCAGUGAAUGCACUAUUCAGGGGAAAGGCGAAGCGCUUGAGAGUGCUUUCCCAGCUCUUCUGUCUUCCACGAUAGCAGCAUUUCGUGCUGUGCUCAUAGCAGCAGCAGCAGCGCUGGAGGCGGGGAAAGGAGGGAGACCUGGAUUGUUUGGUGUUCUAAAUCCCACGGAGCGGCCUAAACUGUAUAGGUCUGUAAUUGAAGAUGUCAUCAAUGAUGUCAGAGAAGUUUUUCUGGAUGAAGGAGUGGAUGAACAAGUCCUUGUGGAACUCAAAACACUGUGGGAGAACAAGCUGAUGCAAUCCAAGGCUGUAGAUGGGUUUCAUUCAGAAGAACAGCAGCUUUUGUUGCAGGUUCAGCAGCAACAGCAGCAGCAGCAACAGCAGCAGCAGCAUCACCACCACCACCAUCAUCCUCAACCACAACCACAGCAGACACUGCAACAGCAAUCCCAGCCACAGCAAGUCCUUAUUCCUGCAUCCCAGCAAGCACCUCAGCAGCAGGUUCUUGUGCCAGAUUCCAAGCUGAUACAGCACAUGAAUGCAUCGGGGAUGAGUGCUGCUGCUACUGCAGCUACUUUGGCUUUACCUGCUGGUGUGACUCCUGUUCAGCAAAUACUUACAAAUUCAGGCCAGAUCUUGCAGGUAGUUAGAACUGCAAAUGGAGCUCAGUAUAUCAUUCAGCCACAGCAGCCAGUGGUUCUACAGCAGCAGGUUAUACCACAGAUGCAGCCUGGUGGUGUACAAGCACCUGUCAUACAACAGGUCUUGGCUCCUAUCCCUGGAGGGAUCUCUCAGCAGACGGGAGUGAUCAUUCAGCCUCAGCAAAUCCUGUUUACAGGAAAUAAAACACAGGUCAUACCCACCACUGUGGCAGCUCCUGCCCCAGCACAAGCACAGAUUCCUGCAGCUGGUCAGCCACAGGCACAGCAACAACAGGCACAGCCCCAAGCACCCCUUGUGCUUCAAGUUGAUGGAGCUGGGGACACAUCAUCUGAAGAAGAAGAAGAUGAGGAAGAAGAUUAUGAUGAUGAUGAAGAGGAAGACAAAGAAAAAGAUGGAGGUGAAGAUGGCCAGGUUGAAGAGGAGCCCCUUAACAGUGAAGAUGAUGUGAGUGAUGAGGAAGGACAAGAGCUAUUUGAUACAGAAAAUGUUGUGGUGUGCCAGUAUGAUAAGAUCCAUAGAAGUAAAAACAAGUGGAAAUUUCACCUCAAGGAUGGCAUCAUGAACCUUAAUGGAAGAGAUUAUGUAUUUUCCAAAGCCAUUGGAGAUGCGGAAUGGUGAAGUUUUUAAGACAAAGCAUAAAACUCCCCCCAAAAAUUAAAAAAAGAAAGAAGCAAAAGCAGGAAAGGUUGAGACUUGGACAUGCAUUUCAACCAAAAUUUAUCUCUGCACAUCAGAAAAGUACAGUAUAAACAAAACUACCAGGACAAAGGUAGAGCGUGGCAACAUAGACACUACUUCAGUGGGCAAGCCAUGGGACUGUAGCAACUAGCAUUGUCUGGGAGCUGGUUUUGUGUGUUAGGAAUACCUUGAUUAUCAUUCUGCAUACAAGAACCUACAGCUGGUAAUUAGCAUGUAAGGCUUUGUCUCCCCUUUCUUCCCCCUGGGUUAAGGUUUUAAAAUUUCCUCCACUGAUUUGAAUUCCUUUUUGAUAUACUAAUAAUCUGAAAAUGCUUUGUGUGUACAAAACUUUGCUUUGAACACUUCCCUUUGAUAGUGAAGAUGGUCAGAAUGUUGCUUAAAACUGUGUGCAGGCUUUGUACAGAAGGGUAAGAAUUAAGGCGUUAAAUUUUAAUUAUCUUCUAUAAGAAAAACACUUUUUAAUUGUACUAUGGCCAUGUAUAAUUUUAUCUACAUAUUUUCCUUCAUUCCUUCCCUCACUCACCUGUCCUCCCCUCUUUCCCUCCCCACCUCUUUCCUCCAAGAAAUUCUUAUUCUUAGCAGUUACAAAAUGUAAUAUGAUAAUUUAUACUUUAAAACCAUUUUAAUUUGAGUGAUACCUUGACCUUUUGGGUCUGUAUUUUUUUUCUUUUAGUGUUGAAAACCUAUAAAUCCUUUUCGAAAAAUUGAGCCCCUUGACUCUUUUAAACAUACUUUUAGCAUUUGAUAGAGUGGUUUGGGAUGAUGGAGUGGAGAAGAAUGCAAUGGUAGCUUUUAUUUGCUGCUUAAAAGGCCUGUAAGACUCUUCAGAUUGAAAACUGCAGGCAUUCUGAUUGCUUAUUAUAUUCAUUCCUUCACUUGCUCAGUACUUUUUUACAAUCCAGGCAUCCGUAAAUAUGGGUGGGACAGAACUCUGAAUCUUCGUGUGUUAGGGAGAGGUUAUAUAUAUAAGCUUUUAAUACCCAGCUGAAGUUCUGCUAAUAAGGAGACUGGUUUAAUUAUAAAAAUACCCCAGAGCUUUUUCUCUCCUUGUAUAGUCUUACCAGUAAGUUGAAGUGUGCUGCCGUUAAUGUCUUUAAAGCCUCUAGUGAUGCAUAGCUUUAUGGCAAAUGAUGUGAAGCAUUGAUCAUAAAUUUUGUCAAGAGUAACUUAAUAAAAAGGAUGACUUGGUAAUGCAGAAAUAGUCAUCACAUACUUAAACCUAAUGUAACAGCCUUUGCACUUGCCUAUCACAAAUGUUGUUUAUGAAAAGCAAAACAUCUUUUCCUUAUGCAGUGGUUCUUCUUUCAGAUCAGUCUUUCAGAAAUUCAGUCCCUCUCCAGCAACGAAGGAGGAGUUGAAAACUUAGUUUUUAAGUCAGACAUCUGUGAGGAGGAAUGCGAAUGCUCUGUGUGGCUCACCAUUUCAAGAUAAAACUAUAAUGUUCUCAUUGCCUACCUGAAGUUGGGGGGUGGGGGAGAGGGGAGGGUAAAAACCAACAGAGGAAGCAAGUUUAACUUGAACAAGGGGAACACUGCAAAGUAGACUCUUUACUACUUUACUUGGCCUUUCUUCUAGUGGAGGAUGAAACUGAAAUUUUUUUAUUUAACAAAAUCAAAAAUAUAUUUAAUCAGCAGUAUAUAUUAACUGCCUUCAUUUUUGCGCUCUACUUAUUUUCCAAGUGCAUUCAUAGUCUCAAAUAGCAUAGAGGAGAUCCACAAUAUGUAGCAAGAAAGAAAACUGAGUGGUUAUGUUUGGACCUGUGGUAUUGCUGUCCUUUAAUUCACAGGUAGUCAGGGUUUUGUUUGUUUUAGUAAUUCACCUGUCUAUAUACAUUAUUGGCUUUAUUACAAGCUGAGUUUCUGAUCUUAUUAAUUCAUUACCAACUAAAGCUGUAACCAUUUUAGGAUACAUUUUUGGCUCUGGACUUAAAGGUUUCUCUCAGAAUAGUAUUUACUUUUUCUUCUGUAGAAAGGAAUAAUCUUGUUUGUUUUAAUAUACCACUGUUCAUACUUUAAAUUGUGUGCAUCUUCAGUGAAACCAGUUUAUUGAUUAAUAAUUUCCUUUGCAUCUUUCCUGCAUCUCCAGGUAGUACUAAUGCUGAUUACCAGUAAUUAAUUAGCCUUCCCAAUGAUUUAGAACAAACCCCACUAUGUUGCACAGUUGAAUUGGUAAAAGUCCUUUAGCUACAGAUUCCUUUUUAUACUACUGGAACCCAGAUUACUGUACAAGAUAUUUAGUUUCUUCUUACAUCUAGGGUCUUUUGCCCAAGUAUUUUAUAGUAGAAACUGCAUAGCCUUUUUAUUUAUUUUUAAGGAAUACUACAGCUUUAAAGGUGACUUAAAUUAAGCUUUUCAAGGAAGUUAGAAACCAACUGUAUUUGCAUGGUAUCUUGCAAAUUAAUUGUAAGGUAUGCUUGGCAGACAAGGCAUUGGUCUUUCAAUAGAAGUACCUGUGAAGUUUUCUAAAAGCCAGUCAAACAUAAACAUACCAAACUGUGCUCUUAUUACUACAUCAAGUGUUCCUUUUUUAAAUCAGAAAGCACGUUUUAAUUUUCUUAUUGUAGCAGCUUGAUGUAAGAAUGUAGUUUGCUUAAUUUUAUUAUUGUACUUGAAUUUUAAUCAUGUUUUUAAUAUUGUAACUGAACAGACAUUUUCAUUAGGUUCCACAGAAAACCAUUCCUUUCAGAGGGCAAGGGAUUCCCGUGUUCAUAGCAUUUAAAUUAUUUUUUUCUUGAAAGUAGAAAAUAGAUUUUUUUUUCACUUUUUAAAUAGUUCAGUAUUAUUAACGGUUUCAAGAGGGCUUUUGUUUAGAUUUGCACAGAUAAUGGAGCACCUUUUUAAGAUGACUAAAUGGGGAAAGAUAACUUCAUAGUUAAAUGUUUUAACCAUGAUGGCUAAUGGAAAUUUUAAAGAGCAGCUGGACAAAGUUUGGAGUCUUGUGCCUUUUCAAUUUGCAGAUAUUCCUGUUUUGUCAGCAUGGUUAUUUUAUUGGAUUCCUAAGAGUAGACGUCCUACAAUGCUUCAAUCACAAAUCAGCAUUUUAGCUCUAAUUAUACUGGCUUUUUAAUGUGUGCAAUCAUUUUAACACAUCUAAAUUGAAAAGAAAUAAAAAUAUGUUGUCUGCUAAGGAGGCUAAUAGAGGAUUUAGUCUCAUAAGGAACUUUAUAUUGGACUAUUUAAAUAAAAUGUAUAAAACUUUAUUCCCCCAACUUGGUGGUAAGUGGCAAAAUUUGAAGUUUCAUCCACCUUAUUCCUGCAUUGCAAUCGCAAGCUGCUCUUUCAACAACAGUCAUUCCCCUGAUUUUUACAGAUCAUGAUUUUACAAGAACAAAUUAUGUUCAUAGCUUAUUCUUAAGGGGAUGAGGCUGUUUUGAAGCAGUUUCUAGAACAGAGCAAAGAACAUACUAAAUGUGAUGGAGCAGACCUUUGUUAUAGAUGUCUUUCUAUUUUUUGCUGUAGUUAAGAGGGUAGAGUAAACUUCUGAGGUCUUAGGUUGGUUUUUUUCCCUUUUGUAAAAGUAAUCCUAUAAUCUGUCUACAUUCAGCAGCAAUUGUCACCAUAAAACACUACCAGAAUACAAUUCUGUAAUUCCAGUGCAGGAGUUAAAAAUGAGACCUUGUCUACUAGAGCUUAUUCUCUCUCUCUCUCUCUCUCUCUCUCCCUCCCAUUUGAAAAUUUUUUAACGUUUUUUUUUAUUAUUAUUAUAGAAUGCAAUAAUUUUCAGGACCUAGAACAGUAGGUUUAGGGAAAUGCACACUGGAUGUCUAAUGCUCUCUCUUACAUGGCUCUACAGUCUGUCUCUAAAGGUUUAAUUCACACUUUAAUGGUUACAAAAGAUGGGGAAACUAGCACAUUGUUACAUAUCUGUCUGGGAUUCAUAAAUCUAGUUCUCAUUAUUCUGGGUGGGUGAGAAAUACGCAGAAACCAGGCCUUUUGUUUCUGGCAGAUCAGGUUGCUAAUACUUACGCUCUUUUUUCCUUAAGCAGUUAACAUAAGGCAGUUGGUUUGGUGGGGUGUUUUUUGUUUUUUUGCAACUCUGUUGGAUUGAACAUUGAGGAACAAAAGGAACUUUUUUUUAAACCGGAAGGAACUACCUUGGAUUAGCUAGACAUGCAGCCAUCCAAUGUUACUUGCUCCAGUAUGCAAUAGGGUACCAAUAAAACACGGAGAGGGGGAAUAUCCUUUUUUGCUGUUCUGAGCUACUAUUGUCAACUGCUGUUGUACAUAUACUGUUAUGUGUAAGGGGGUAAAUAUAUUUAUUAUGUUUGUAAAAUUCAUUCUGUACAAUUGCAGAUCAAGGUUGCUCUUCUGUGAUAUACAGGAUAUUAUGUUUCGAAGGCCAUGCUUGGAAUACAAUUAGAGAACUUAGUAUUUUGAUGUACUAAGACCUAUUUUAAGUUUAAUAUUUUGCCUUUGCAAAAACUUUAAUUAAAGAUGUUAUUUAAAAAAUAAA